Lentinula edodes (shiitake mushroom) is the source of this 3073-nucleotide messenger RNA. Its product is annotated as fungal-specific transcription factor domain-containing protein. The transcript is spliced from 15 exons. Gene Ontology annotation, molecular function: zinc ion binding; DNA binding; DNA-binding transcription factor activity, RNA polymerase II-specific. Gene Ontology annotation, biological process: DNA-templated transcription; regulation of DNA-templated transcription. Lineage: Eukaryota; Fungi; Basidiomycota; Agaricomycetes; Agaricales; Omphalotaceae. The coding region runs from base 33 to 2834 and encodes 933 amino acids. The record is from RefSeq and is a predicted model, not a curated record.
AGCUACUACAUAGUACAUGUAAUUCCUUUCCCAUGUCUGAAGGCGAAGAACAAGUAUUAUACAAGAAACGUCGCCUGCAAAAUUCAUGCGACCACUGUAAAAUCAGGAAACAGCGAUGUGAUAGCGCCAGUAGACCCGGUAACAUUUGUUCUUCAUGUAUUGCAUUCCAAGUUGAAUGUACCCAUCUCGCUGCUUCGGCCAGAAAGAAGCGCGGUCCACCAAAGGGUACGCCCCGAGGCCAACGAUCGGCAAAAUCUGUAGUCAGCUCCAUCCUCUCAGGUACAUACCAACCUCCGACUGAACCUGCAGCAAUCAACAAGCUCCUCUUCCACCUCGCGGAACACAUUCAAACCCUAGAUGAAGAAAUUUCCGCACUUCGCCUGCGGCUCAGUCAACUGACGACUAGCACCUCCUCCACUCUUUCGGUAUUUUCUCCUACACAAGAUUCCACCAGUCGGUUUUCCCCUGAAGAAACUCUUCUUGCUGUCAACCGACUACAACUUGUCUCCAAUCCACCUCCAGGAUCAUAUUUAGACUCAGACGUCCAUGCCAUUGAAGGACUCAGUGAACACCUCCAACGUCUUACAUUUGCAAACGCAAAGGAUCGUCAUUUCGGCGGAUCCAGCAGUCUUAUGUUGGUCAAAACUGCUAUAGACAUCAAGAACGAGUAUUCAAACUCUUCCAUUUCAUCGUCAAAUGAGGAUUCUUCAAAAGAACAAAACGACUACGAAGGUGUAGAUUCAGAUUACAAACGACCAGAGUUCUGGAUUAUACAUCCGUGGCAAAAUCUUCCUGAAGAUGAUACACCACCUUUUGUUUUUCCUGAUGCGGACCUUAUCAACUCUCUUGCUUCUUUGUAUUUUACUCACGUAAACGCCUACUUCCCAAUCCUCCAUGAACCCUUGUUUCUCCGGUCUAUAUCUCUAGAUCUUCAUCGUGAGGAUAGGAAUUUUGGUGCGCUCGUGCUGGCAGUGUGUUCAUUGGGCGCUAGAUUUUCUCAUGAUGAGAGGAUCUAUGAGGACGGGGUUAAUCAAAGUCAUGAAAUGGGCUCAACUCAUGGUGCUAGUGAACAGUCGAUCGGAUGGAAAUGGAUUCGACAGAUUCAACCAGUGAGACGAACGUUCACAGCACCUCCAAGUCUGUAUGAAAUACAAUUAUAUCAGAUUUAUGUCUUCUUUAUGCAAUCAAGUUCCACCCCUGAAAUAUGUUGGAUCCUUGUUUCUAUUGGAGUGCGUUUCGCUCAAGAUGUCGGUGCUCAUCGGAAAAAACAACAUGAUGCAAAACCCACAGUAGAGAGUGAACUAUGGAAACGCGCUUUCUGGAUGCUAUAUGUAAUGGAUAUUUUUACGAGCGCGUUUUUGGGAAGACCAAGAAGUAUUGGGAUAGAAGAUUUUGACAUAGAUCUUCCAAUAGACUGCGACGAUGAAUAUUGGGAAAACCCGGAUAAUCCUGACCAAGCAUUUCAACAACCUCCUGGAAAACCGUCUCGAGUAUCAUAUGUAGUACGUUUGAUCAAACUAAUGGAUAUACUUGGUCUGGCGAUGCGUACAAUUUACUCGAUACGGAGGUCAGAUAUGUGGACAACAAUGGGACUGACAGCGCUUCAAUGGAACGAGAAGACUGUGGCAGAACUGGAUUCAUCGUUGAACAAAUGGAUCGAUGAGCUUCCCCAACAUCUUCGUUGGGACCCCAGCAGAGAAGAUUCUGAACAUUUUCGCCAAUCAGUCAUGCUAUACACAACAUACUAUUGGGUGCAAAUACAAAUUCACAGACCUUUUAUUGCUCGUCCAGGGGAGGACUCAGUCCUCAGUUUUCCUUCACUAGCUAUAUGUGCCAAUGCGGCGAGGUCGUGCUGUCACGUUAUGGAGGUUCAACGAAGACGGAAUGCAGGACUUCUUGCCAUGCCAAAUCUCUUGAUGGCGUUAUUCAAUGCCUCGAUAGUGCUGUUAGUCAAUGUUUGGCGGGGACGUAGGUUGAGAGGGACAGGAAGAGACGUGAGGAAAGAGCUGGUGGAUGUUUAUCGAUGCAUCGAUUUAUUAAGUCUGCAUGAAAAUCGAUGGCAGCAAGCAGGCCGUUUCCAUGACAUCCUGAGAGAGAUUAUAGCUAUCAGUCAUUUUCACGACGACCAGUGUCCUCCAGACACAGGGCCGUGUUCGAUGAAACGAUCUCUGGAAGCUGCUUCAGACGAUACAACAGAAGACAGUUCCAGUGUCCGGGCUCGUGGUAGCAACACCCCAGAGGAGUACUGUGACCGCCAAAUCUCAAGCGACCACAACUCAAUGGAUACAGCAACAUUACCUCGCUGGAUGCAAUCUCCACCAUUCCAGUCAUCCGGCACGCAUAAUGACACCGAUUUUGAAAGCAUGUCCUUGUUGCCUACACAUAGUUCAGAACUCGGGAGCCUACCCAUAUACGAAUCCUUUACUGAUUGGUCUAUGGAUGAGCAAUGGUCCUUCGACGCUGGUACUUCAUCGUCCAACUCUCAACAAACACGGUCAAAUGCUGAUCCUCAUAUCCACGCAUCGAUGACAAUGCAAACCCAAUCUGCAACCUCUCUAUUGCACAAUCGAUCCUCAACUUACUCGCCCACAUUGGUGUUCGAUAGCCUGAAUACAACCUCUUUAGAAAUUGAAAGCCGUGCCACUUUUACCGCUCCUUUAUUCUCACCGGCAGGUGGCUCUGCGAUUUCUCAAGAUGUUACAGGGACUGUAUCAGACAACGCCGACGUACUUAGAAAUCAAGAUACAAAUCCGAACGAUCCCGGCUGGGAUGAUUGGGGUGCAUAUAUGGCCAAUGUCGAUGAGGUACUGCAAAGUAUGAACCCUCGCUUAUAAAGCCAGGUCAAAAAUGCGAGCCGUGGCUCCGUUGGACUUUUACUAAACUUUUACCAUUAAGGCUUGCAAUGUGUGGCCAGAUAGCUGGCUAACCGGUUUGGGAGUUGUAGGACCUCGCAGGAGAAUUUAAGACGAGAUCCUGAAAAACCCUCAAUAAACCUAUGUAAACGUUCCAUAGUUAUAGUAUUAAUAUGCGUAGUUUUACACCCACAGUGACUCACUCUUGCUUCAAAAUUGAC